This is a messenger RNA of Rubroshorea leprosula, 630 nucleotides long. The record is from the annotation of a GenBank genome assembly. NCBI's taxonomy places the organism in Eukaryota, Viridiplantae, Streptophyta, Magnoliopsida, Malvales, Dipterocarpaceae.
AGAGGUAAAGAUAAAUUCAGCUUUUGGAAAUUUGUUAUGCAGGAAUUUUGCGAAAAGGCAACUUACAUGGUUUUGUAAUGAGGAAAUCUAUCACUGGCUCAAUGCUUCUAGACCCCUGGAGGAGGUUCUUAACUUCAUUUGUGAUGCAUACGAUGGUAAGACUGGAACUUUGUCUGUUCACUUCAAAUGAAGAAAGACAUAUCAAACCGCCAUGAAGUUUCCAAAGUGAAGGCAUACCGUCCUAAAAAGAGGCAUUUUAUAUACCAUGAAGACUGUUCUGAUAUUCUGGACUGGAUAAGGCAAACUCAAGCGUCAAGAAAUGGACUGGUUUCAAUUUGACUUGGCUUCUCUCCUUGAACAUCCGAAAGUGUAUAUCAGCAGAGAUAGGUAUGCCUUGUGAGACCAUAGAUUUGUUAUGGAUGUAUUGAGUUUUCCUUGAACCUUGUGUCUAUGCUUUCUCAAUAUUUUCCUGCAGUGAAGCCUCAGUUGUGCAUUGUUUGAGAAGUCAUCUUUGAGAACCAGAGAGAAUGUUGAUUUUGUACACAGAAACACAGGAAUUUUGAAGGUGGCGGGAAUGGAUGCAUUUCUAUGUAUUUUCUUUAUUUUGUGUAAUAAAAACUUUAUAGUCCU